AUGUCUCUACUGUCUGUUAUAUCGCGAUCGCGAGUGCGCGCAUUCCAAGCCCGGCGAAUGCCUUUCGCUAGACUCCUGUCAACACUACCGAACACGCAUAUCUUCCGCGCACUGCAAAACCACGACCCGGACAGCUUGGCGGUGAUCCAUAGCGUGUCGGAGCGGUCAUUCACAUACGGAAGUCUAAUUGGUGACGUUGUUCGGGCCCGAGAUGACCUCGAGCGCAAGGCCGCAAAAGCACAGGGUUCAUUGGCCGGCGAGCGGGUUGCGUUUCUUGCGGAGAACAGCUAUGACUACGUAGUGACUAUGCUAGCGAUCUUUGCUAGCGAUGCUAUUGCUCUGCCUCUCUCCCCGGCGUUCCCAACUGGGGAGUUGAAGUAUAUCCUCGACAAUUCGCAAGCUAAGAUGUUGCUUGCUACUGAAAAGUAUGCCGACAAGGCCAUGGAGGUCCUGCGAGAGGGAUUGGAGCACGAACCUAUCUUCAAUGUUCGCAAUAAGCUCCAGGGCACGAGCGGCGACUCCGUUGUCCUGAAAGACCUGGAACAGCCUUCCAUGGGCGGAAUGAUGCUAUAUACCUCGGGCACAACGAACCGACCGAAAGGCGUUCUCAUCCCACAAUCUGCAUUAGCAGCACAGGCAUCUUCCCUGCUAGAAGCGUGGAAGUACAGUCCAUCUGACCGACUCCUCCACCUCCUACCACUGCACCACAUCCACGGCGUGGUAAACGCGAUCGUAGCACCAAUCAUAGCAGGCUCUUCUAUCGAGUUCAUGUACCCGUUCAACCCAGAACAAGUCUGGAAGCGACUCGGCGCGCCAUUCCUCCCAACCCCAUCAAAAUCACCAAUAACAUUCCUAACCGCCGUCCCAACAGUCUACAACAGACUAAUGACCACAUUCCCCAGUCUGGACCCAACCCUCCAGAAAGCCAGCAAAGAAGGAAUCUCUCCCUCAAACCUCCGGCUGAACAUCUCCGGCUCCGCCGCUCUCCCAACACCCACAAAAACAAAAUGGACAUCCCUCAGCAAAGGCAAUAUUCUCCUAGAACGCUUCGGCAUGACCGAAGUUGGCAUGGCAAUAAGCUGUGGCCUAGACAAUGCAGACCGCGUCGACGGCAGCGUAGGCUGGCCGCUACCGGGCGUUGAAGCGCGGCUGGUCGACACCGAGACGGGGAAAGUUAUCCCCGAGACGUCCUCAGCAGAAGGCGAGAUCCAGUUGCGCGGCGAUACAAUUUUCAGCGAGUAUUGGGGCAACGAGGACGCUACGCGGGAGGCUUUUGUUGAUGGCUGGUUCUGCACGGGGGAUGUUGCUAGUCGGCGGGUUGUUGAGGGGGCAGGCAGUGGGAGGAGUGGGGAGUGGGCUCGAGGGGGGAUGUAUUUUAUUCAGGGACGGAAGAGUGUGGAUAUUAUCAAGACUGGGGCGGAGAAGGUUAGUGCGUUGGAGGUUGAGAGGGAGCUGCUUUCUUUACCUCAGGUUGUUGAAGCGGCGGUUGUGGGACUGCCCUCCGAGCAGUGGGGACAGAAAGUUGCUGCGGUGGUUGUUCUCAGUGAUGAUGCUGCUGUAAGUGGGAAGAGUGGACGGUCCUGGGGACCGAUGGAUAUGAGACGUGCUUUGAAGAAUUGUCUUGCUUCGUAUAAGAUUCCGCAGGAGAUGAAGGUAUUGGAUGCUAUUCCGAGGAAUGCGAUGGGAAAGGUAAACAAGAAAGCACUCAUCAAGGAGGUCUUUGAUGUUUGA
Penicillium soppii is the source of this 1731-nucleotide messenger RNA. RefSeq names its product acyl-CoA synthetase. Gene Ontology annotation, biological process: fatty acid metabolic process. The transcript has 5 exons. NCBI's taxonomy places the organism in Eukaryota, Fungi, Ascomycota, Eurotiomycetes, Eurotiales, Aspergillaceae. Bases 1 to 1731 code for a protein of 576 amino acids. Gene Ontology annotation, molecular function: medium-chain fatty acid-CoA ligase activity. The record is from RefSeq and is a predicted model, not a curated record.